AUGCAGAACUAUAUCAAUCUGGGGAUACGGAAGACCCCUGAUCGGGUAGUCCGCGUGCACAUCAAGGAUCGCUAUGGUGCGCGGGGCUUGUACCUUGAGUUAUUUACCUCGGAUAUCCUCUGCUUUUACGGUUUCGAUGAGAACUUUGUUCAAUCACCGUCAACCGAUGUUUCAUCUCACAAUGCUAAGUCCGCUGAGAACCGGUGGGGAGUUGCCAUGGUGCUUCAACCUUCUCGCGAUUCCAUGCUUACAGAAACAGAGCUCGGCUACGCCUGUCAGUUCGAGCGCACAGUCAAGAAACGUGGUCCGAAGCCCAAGUCUCAGCGUACUAGCGAUAAAGUCAAGCAUGACCUCGACACAGGUUUAAAGCAACCCACAUACCCAUCGCCAAAAUCACCGAGCUCGGAUGAUAUUCCUUGGCUACUCGAGGGGCCAUCGCUAUGCACAGGCGCGGAAGGGAGUGCACAAAUGAUCGAUUCAGACGUCCAAUCAGCCACUUCAGAAGUAUGCUCCAGCAUAGACGUACCCGGUCCACUUGCAGCGAAUAUGGCAUCGUUCAUGGCGAUGGAAGCUACCAUCCCCAUCUGCGGUCAUUUCCCGCUUGAUUUGUCGCCGUUCCCUAUAUCCACUGAGGAGAUCAGCAGUAUGCCAAGCUGCCAAUAUCCUUGCCUCACUCGUAUUGUUCCCCUUCUGCGAGGAACGAUGACGGCAGACGACGCAUGUAACCUGCUCGAUAUAUUCUUUGCAGACCCUGAGACGGCAGGUCCUGCGUCUCGGUGCCCCUACGUCCUUUCACCGGUGAUCAGAAAACAGUCGCUUUUGCGGAAGAAGAAUCCGCGACCAGUGUCAGCUGCUCUCCUGAUGGUAAUUCUCUGGUGUGUCUCACAUACAGCCAACCUGGGAAUCUUUCCAAACGGCACUGUCCGCGCCAGAGUCACGCAGCGUCUGUAUUACCUGUCAAUGAAGCUGCUGCGAGCGAGGGAUUCCGACAAUUGGCAUCGUGCAGAUGGUGGCUGGGUCUCGGAGUGCGACAUGCCUCUCUACGGGACGAGCGUAGAAACCAUCCCCUCGCGCUCGCCUCAAGAGAAACCGGACCAAAAUGUUGACGAUGUGCUGAGUUAUAUUCUUCUGACGUGCGUGGUAUCCGGAACGGAGUACAGAGAGGAAUGUCUCAAGUGGUGGAACAAGGCUGUACGCCUGGUCAAGCGGCUAGGAUAUGACUCGGAAGCCCGCAUAGCAGAGAACACGCCCUCGUCGCAACAAAUGUCCUUAGCUGCGCGCGAAGAUCACGAAGAACGCCGGAGGGCGUUUUGGCAUGUCUACGCUCUCGAUCGACAUCUUGCAUUCUCUUUCAACGAACCACUGCACAUACUCGACUUCGAAAGCCAGGUUCUGUGUCCGCUGCCAGAAUGCAUUUGGCAGCGUCUCGACCAGGUCCCUUUGGGGGAUAUUCCACCGCGCACCGUUGGACCUCCUGCGCAGGUGACUGGUACCGGGUUCUUCGAAUACUUUCUUCCCCUUAUGACGAUCCUCGGCGACAUUAUUGAGAUUCGUUUGCGGAACCAACACCCCCGGCUGGGAGGGGUGGACGAGAGUUCUCUCAUGGGACUCACCCAAACGCUGCUCGACGAUUGCCAAUAUAGUCUAGACAUCCUAGAGGCCAUGAGUAAGCCCUUCAAUCCUAUCAUGGGGGAGGAUAACCUUCCGCUUAUUCUGCCAACUUCGCCCAAUUGCUUCGGAGAUACAGCGGACCGGGCAAACGGGGCUGAAUCCGAACAGCAGACUGGCAAUAUCGUGGUGGCUUAUAGUCGAUAUAUGCUGCAAGUGCUGCAACUGCUUCUCCACGGAGAUUUGGACGCAUUCAAUAUGCCUCAUGGCCACGUGAACUGCGCACCGGUAACGAAUCUUUUUACAUGUAUGCCCAAGGCGCUUACAACGUGCGAUAGUAUUGAGAAGAUUCUGGAGGUCGACAGCCAACUGUCGUUCAUGCCCUACAUCUUCGGACCUUACCUAUUUCACGGUGGUCUCAACUUCCUGUCGAUUGCCGAUCAAAUGGCGCGCGCUGGUGCAGACGAUCUGGCCAAGCAUGGCUGCGAUCUUGUUGUCCGCGCUCACGAAGUAGCGCUGAAAGCGCUGGAUACAUCUUUCCAGGUAACUAUCCGUCCAUUUGCAGAGAAGAAGUGA
This is a messenger RNA of Aspergillus mulundensis, 2184 nucleotides long. RefSeq names its product fungal specific transcription factor domain-containing protein. The record is from RefSeq and is a predicted model, not a curated record. NCBI's taxonomy places the organism in Eukaryota, Fungi, Ascomycota, Eurotiomycetes, Eurotiales, Aspergillaceae. Bases 1 to 2184 code for a protein of 727 amino acids. Gene Ontology annotation, biological process: DNA-templated transcription. Gene Ontology annotation, molecular function: DNA binding; zinc ion binding. The transcript is spliced from 5 exons.